Molecule: messenger RNA, 1425 nt
Organism: Penicillium odoratum
Lineage: Eukaryota; Fungi; Ascomycota; Eurotiomycetes; Eurotiales; Aspergillaceae
Product: DUF1479 domain-containing protein
Exons: 2
Coding region: 1-1425 (474 amino acids)
Source: RefSeq, a predicted model, not a curated record
AUGAGUUCCCUCAGAAAUCUCUCAAAAUCUGCCAUUCGUGCAGCGUCGACAUCGACAGCCCAAACGACCAAGGCGGCUGGCGAUAUCUCAUCGGUGUUCCCCAGUCUGCAACCGGGAUAUCAACCGGAACCUCUGCCAUCUCGAUUCCAGGAGCUUAAACUAAGGCUAUUUGAGAAGAAUGCAAAGGCUUUAAAAGAGAGUUGGCAUAGACUUCUCCCAAGUUUGGAGGAGGAGGUAGAGAAGAUCAAGGCCAAAGAAAGUGAUAUCAUUCCAUCUGUGAAGUAUUCAGAUAUCGUGUCCGGCAAAGUCUCUGAGGCGACUUUGAAAGAGAUCCGCCAUCGAGGCAGCGUGGUCAUUCGAAACGUGCUCCCUCGGAAUACUGCCCUCGGUUAUAAACAACGAAUCCGUGAUUAUGUCGCCGCAAAUCAAGAGCGCGUCAAAGCAUUCCCACCGGAUUCACCCGCUGUUUAUGAACUGUAUUGGACUCCAUCACAAGCCGAAGCUCGAGCGAAUCCUAACGUGCUCGAGACACAGCGCUUCCUACAGCGGUUAUGGCACUCGUCGGACCCAAAGACAAAAAUUUCGACAUCGAACCCGCUCACAUACGCAGACCGACUGAGAAUCAGGAAUCCAGGAGAUGCCAAAUUUACUCUUGGUCCCCAUAUCGAUGGCGGGUCGCUCGAACGCUGGGAAGAUCCCGAGUACGCCAGUGUAUACAGCAAGAUUCUCAAGGGUAACUGGGAACAAUACGACCCUUGGGAUGCCAAGCAUCGUCUGUCGGCAAAGAUGGAUCUAUACAACGGUGCAGGUGCCUGUUCGAUGCUGCGUUUCUUUCAGGGAUGGCUCUCCAUGUCUGACACUGCACCCGGCGAGGGCUCGCUGCACCUCUGCCCCAUGGUUGUCCAUAGCACUGCCUAUACCAUCCUCCGGCCGUUCUUCAAUGCCCAAAGCCAGGAGCCCAACUUAGAUGCCAGCUUCCCCGGCUCUGUGCCAGGAGCCUGCCAGGAGUACAAUCCAGUGACACACCCUCACCUUCAGCUCGAGAAUACCAUGGUCCCAGUACCUCGAGUUGAGCCUGGUGAUUUUGUCGCUUGGCACUGUGAUUCGCUUCAUUCCGUAGACAAAGAGCACCGAGGCAAUGGAGACUCGAGUGUGAUGUACAUUCCGGCUACGCCCCUUUGCGACAUGAAUAUCGAAUACCUCCUAAAGCAGCGUCAGGCCGCUUUGACAUACUCUCCGCCGUGGGACUUUCCCGGCGCCGGUGGUGAUGGUGAAAAGGGAUUCCAGGGUGCAUUAGAAUGGGCCUCCAUAAAUCCAAAUGGACUGCGAGCUAUGGGUCUUGGCAAUAAACCUUGGGAGGCGACCGAGGCCAUGACUGAAGGCGAGAAACAGGCGGUGAAAUCAGCCAAUGAGAUGUGUUUCUGA